Molecule: messenger RNA, 225 nt
Organism: Oikopleura dioica
Lineage: Eukaryota; Metazoa; Chordata; Appendicularia; Copelata; Oikopleuridae
Source: the annotation of a GenBank genome assembly
AUGCGAGGCUUUUUUGUGCUUUUUAAUUUGAUUUAUCUUGGCAACUGUUCGGCAAUUUUCGACAGAGCUACGAGUGGUCAUUUCGAACCGGCGCAUCAGAAACGAAGAGCACUGACAGAUCUGAUCAUGAAUCCGUGGAUGGAAGAGCAUCUUCUUGAGACCAGUCAUAAUCACCACUCUUCUAUUCGUCAACUGGAGGACUUUUUCAGCACGCUUUUCAGCUAA